UGGUCGGUGCGCACGGCUGUCUGCACUCGAAGGCUUUCUUCCGCCAACAGAGCCUCAUUCCAUCUCUCUCUGAAACCCCAAAAAUCACAACAAUCAUAUUGUCCGAUUCGUGUCCCUGCACACACAGGAUCCAAGCACUUCCUCUAUCUGGAGUUGCUGCUCGGAUCGGGUCAUUUGGUCCGCCGAUUCGAGAAGAUUAGAGGUUUCUUCCCGAUCCAGUUCGGAGGAAUUAGGGUUUCGAUUCGAUCUGGGCUCAGAAAUCCUAAUUCCUCAUCGUCCGGAGGUUCAACCCCGUGAAUUUCUUCUUUCUAGGGUUUGUGGAUCGAUUCAGAACGCCGUUUCCUUGUAAUCCAGAUUGGAAUAUCGAAGUAGUUAGGGUUUCUGAUGGAUUCAAGCAGAAGAGCUGUGGAAUCUUACUGGAGAUCUCGGAUGAUUGAUGGUGUGACAUCAGAUGAGGACAAGGUCGCUCCUGUUUACAAAUUAGAGGAGGUUUGCGACCUUCUGCGAUCUUCGCAUGUCAGCAUCGUGAAAGAAGUUUCCGAGUUUAUCUUCAAACGGCUUGAUCAUAAAAGUCCGAUGGUCAAGCAAAAGGCUUUACGGCUGAUCAAAUACUCGGUAGGGAAGUCUGGUGUGGAAUUCAAGAGGGAAAUGCAGCGGCAUUCGGCGGCGAUACGUCAGUUGUUUCAUUAUAAGGGCCAGUUGGAUCCGUUGAAAGGAGAUGCCCUCAAUAAGGCUGUCCGUGACACUGCACAUGAGGCAAUCUCAGCAAUAUUUGCUUCUGACGACAACAAGCCAGCCGCCCCAACAGAAGAUAUCAACAGGAGAAUUCAAGGUUUUGGGAAUACGAAUUUUGAUAUGCAGACAGAAGAUAAGAAGUCAUUUCUCAGUGAGGUAGUGGGUCUUGGAAGUGCUUCGAUCAGACAAGGAUUGAGUACUAUCACUUCAGCUCAUUCACUGAGGAAAAAUGACAAUGGGAGUUACAGGAGCCCGAAUCUGAGAAAGUCGCUGACAAUAGAAACUGAUAGUCCAGAUAGACACGAGAGAGAAGAACCCGCUAGGGGAAGUUGGGGUGCUGCUGGGGGCUCUAAGAAUGUGGCUGCUGGACCUUGGACUCAGGAUUCAGGAGUUAGCAUGCCGGAAACUACUAGUGGGGACACUGGUCCAAGUCAUACAGGCGGAAAGAGUCGUGAGGAGAGGCUCUUGGAGACCAUUGUUACCUCUGGUGGUAUGCGUUUGCAACCCACUCGUGAUGCUCUUCAGGUUUUCCUUGCCGAAGUGUCAAGAAUGGAUCCUCUCGCUUUGAGUCACGCACUUGAGUCAAAGCUUCAAUCCCCUUUGUGGCAGGUCCGCAUGAAAGCUGUGUGUGUUCUUGAGUCAAUUUUGAGGAAGAAGGAUGAUGCACCUUUUGAUACCAUAGCAUCUUAUUUUAAUGAAAGCAGAGAUUCCGUAGUCAAAUGUUCCGAGUCACCCCAGGGUUCUCUGAGGGAAAAGGCAAACAAGGUCUUAGGCCUUUUGGAUGGAGAGCAUAACACUGGGUCAAGUUUCGUGGGAAAACCAUCUACUGUCAAAGCCGAGGUUGUUACUGUUCAGAUGCCAGACUUGAUAGACACGGGCGAUCUAGAUGACUAUGGAACAGAAGAUUCCACCCAAAAGCAAAUCGAUCCGAGUGUUGCAAAUGUAACAACAUCAGCAGCCCCUGUAGUUCACGAUCUACUUGGGGACAGCUUGAUCCCUGGUUUAAGCACCAGUGAAAAUGAGAAUGAGGACCCAUUUGCCGAUGUAUCAUUUCACACAAAUGGCGAUAGAGAACGUGUUGAUGACCUUUUCUCAGGAUUGACUGUUGAUGAUAAACAGAGUGCUAAUGAGCUUAAUGCACCAAUGAACAAAGUUGGGGCUGAAGUUUUUGAUAUUUUCAGUUCCAAUUCUCAACAGCUUCCACAGGACUCAUCAAUGCAUAAAAAAGAUGUGAAUGAUUUGAUGGAUGGCUUGUCUAUCAAUGCAUUCGCCUCAGAGCAAAACCAACAAGGAGCCUUUGGCAGCGGCACCAGUUCUGAUCCCACUUUUGUAGAUCCAGGCAGUCAGCCAAGCCAUCCCGUCUUAAAUAAGGCUUUGAAUGAUUUGCUUGGCUCUCAAUCUGUUGGUGUGAGCCUGUCACACUCGCAGCUGGGCUCAUCGUUCCCUACUGUUCCCAUGCAAUACAAUAUUCCUCCUAAUUUCAUGUACAAUCCAGCUUUUGCUUCCCAGCCAAUAAACUACAGUGCAAUGGGCAAUUUGUAUGCUCAGCAGCAACUGCUGGCUGCCAUGUCAAACUUCCAGCACCUUGGAAAUCUCAGUACUCAAGUAAACAUUGGACUUGGACAAGCUACAGGGAACGGUAUGGAAGGAGGAUAUACUUCAGCCCUCCCCGACGUUUUCCACCCAACAAACAAUCAAAUCCAAAGUCACAGUGUAACAACGAACAGCUCAAAGAAAGAGGAGACGAAGGCCUUCGAUUUUAUCUCGGAUCAUAUUUCAGCAGCUCGUGAUCCGAAGAAAGUGAUUUGAAAGCUUUACCAAUAGAAGUACUUGAGUGCUUGAUUGUCGAGGCCAUAGCAGUAGUUGCAUGUCAGGGCGAGCUGAUUAAAGAAGGUUUCUGUUGCUCUGGAACUGCAAAAAUAUUCUUUUGCAAUAAUCGAACUCUUUAUGCCCUGAAAUGAAUACCAUGAGGUUGGAGCUUACACUUUCUUUUGUGAUUAUUUUUCUUUUUCUUUUCUUGUUGUGUUGCAUUGUCCAUUAGAUAGAGGCAGAAUGCAUGAACAGAAAAUACAAAAAGGAAAAAGAAAAGGCCACAGUAUGAAAUGGUGGGUGUUGUAUCAUAAGAUGGAAGAAGGUUAAGUCU
Messenger RNA from Magnolia sinica, 2878 nucleotides. Its product is annotated as protein MODIFIED TRANSPORT TO THE VACUOLE 1. The record is from RefSeq and is a predicted model, not a curated record. Gene Ontology annotation, molecular function: phosphatidylinositol binding; ubiquitin binding. The transcript is spliced from 5 exons. The coding region runs from base 385 to 2544 and encodes 719 amino acids. Lineage: Eukaryota; Viridiplantae; Streptophyta; Magnoliopsida; Magnoliales; Magnoliaceae. Gene Ontology annotation, cellular component: trans-Golgi network membrane.